AUGGUCACUCUCAAGGGUCGGCCCUGCCUCAAGGCUUUUCAGUCUCCGACGUGGCUUCCGUCCGUCGCCCUCUGGAGAAGUUACGGGGCAUCGGAGUCCCCGCGGGAUGGGGCGGCGCGACAGGCUUCCAUCUCCCGACUCAGGCGUGGACGGGGCAGCCAGACGCGCGCCGCAGGGGAAGAAGGCCCCUGGCGCAGGCCCCGGAUAUUUGUGUCAGCGCUGCCGCCGCCGUCUCAGCUGAUGGGUCGGGACACCCGCUCGCGCUCGCGGUCGACUGGUCGCAGGCGCCGUAGGCAACGGAGCGGGAGCCGGAGCCAGAGCCGGAGCCGAAGUCGGAGCGGGAGCCAUGGGCGGCGAAGCCGCCGGCGCCGGGACGACGAAGUACGGCGCCGGCGGAGGCGGCAGAGCCGGGAGCGCAGCCCUGCCGUUGCAGAGCUGACACUCAGCAGGUCCCCGGUGAGGGAUGCGGUGAGGGAUGCUCGGGAGCCCCAGGGGCCGGCGGCGCCUGUGGAGGCCCAGGAGGCCCAGGGAGCCGUGGCCGCGGCCUCACGCCCUCCCCUGCAGCCACCAUGUGGCCUGGUGGGAGGGACGCGGCUCUGCUCAGCGGGCAUUGCUUGGCCCUUCCAGGCCCUGGAAAAGAAGGGGAUCAGCCACCUGGAGGAGAAGGAGCUGAAGGAGCGUAACAAGAGGAUCCAGGAGGACAACCGCCUGGAGCUGCAGAAGGUGAAGCAGCUGCGGCUGGAGCGGGAGCGGGAGAAGGCCAUGCGCGAGCAGGAGCUGGAGAUGCUGCAGCGGGAGAAGGAGGCCGAGCACUUCAAGACGUGGGAGGAGCAGGAGGACAACUUCCACCUGCAGCAGGCCAAGCUGCGCUCCAAGAUCCGCAUCCGGGACGGGAGGGCCAAGCCCAUCGACCUGCUGGCCAAGUACAUCAGCGCCGAGGACGAUGACCUGGCCGUGGAGAUGCACGAGCCCUACACCUUCCUCAACGGGCUCACCGUGGCCGACAUGGAGGACCUGUUGGAGGACAUCCAGGUGUACAUGGAGCUGGAGCAGGGCAAGAACGCCGACUUCUGGCGGGACAUGACCACCAUCACGGAGGACGAGAUCACCAAGCUCCGCAAGCUGGAGGCCUCGGGCAAGGGCCCAGGGGAGCGGCGGGAAGGAGUGAACGCCUCGGUCAGCUCCGACGUGCAGUCAGUCUUCAAGGGGAAGACAUACGGCCAGCUGCAGGUCAUCUUCCAGGGCAUCGAGGGCAAGAUCCGGGCCGGGGGCCCCAACCUGGACAUGGGCUACUGGGAGAGCCUGCUGCAGCAGCUCCGCGCCCACAUGGCACGUGCCAGGCUCCGAGAGCGGCACCAGGACGUGCUGCGGCAGAAGCUGUACAAGCUGAAGCAGGAGCAGGGCGUGGAGAGCGAGCCGCUGUUCCCCAUCCUCAAGCAGGAGCCCCCGGCCCCCGGCCCCAGCCUGGAGCCUGAGGACCCAGCGCCGACCCCGCCCGGGCCCUCCUCGGAGGGGGGCUCUGGGGAGCCAGAGGCCGAAGGGGCAGCCCCGGCGGAGGGGGAGGCGGACGGGGAGGCCGUGCUCAUGGAGGAGGACCUGAUCCAGCAGAGCCUGGACGACUAUGACGCCGGCAAGUACAGCCCCCGGCUGCUCACGGCCCACGAGCUGCCGCUGGACGCGCACGUGCUGGAGCCGGACGAGGACCUGCAGCGCCUGCAGCUGUCCCGGCAGCAGCUGCAGGUCACAGGUGGGGGCCGGUGUCGUCCCCCCGCAGGACGCGGGGAGGGUGCGUCUCCCGGGGCGGCCCCCGCCCUGCACCCAGAGGCUCCGCAGGGUCCCCGCCGGCCGCGGCCC
Messenger RNA from Suricata suricatta (meerkat), 1854 nucleotides. RefSeq names its product cactin, spliceosome C complex subunit (gene CACTIN). Lineage: Eukaryota; Metazoa; Chordata; Mammalia; Carnivora; Herpestidae. Gene Ontology annotation, cellular component: spliceosomal complex; cytoplasm. The record is from RefSeq and is a predicted model, not a curated record. The annotation marks the transcript as partial. Gene Ontology annotation, biological process: negative regulation of innate immune response; mRNA cis splicing, via spliceosome. The transcript is spliced from 9 exons.